CGAGCAGGAGGCUGGCAGAGCCCGUCUAGGAGUAGAAGGGGAGGGCAGCCUUGUCUGGCCCCGCCCCCCAGGCCCGCGCACUGCCCGACUUGGGCCCCCAGAGCCCUUCGGACCCGAGGUCGAGCUCGAGCCCGAGCCCGACGGCACCAUGUAUGCUGGCCGCCGCCGGAGGAAGCCCGUUCCCAGGACGGCCAAGUUGCCUCCCUCUGAAGGUGUCAAGUCAAACCCCUCCAAGCGGCACCGGGAGAGGCUGAACUCUGAGCUGGAGUGCCUGGCUAGCCUGCUGCCCUUUCCCAAUGAGGUCAUCUCCAGCUUGGAUAAACUGUCCAUCCUGCGGCUCACCGUCAGCUACCUGCGCACUCAAAGCUUCUUCCAAGGCAUGGGACCAGCUUCCACUCACCUCACACCGAAAACUAAGCUGGCAUUUUUACAUUGGCUCCCAUCGAGCUGUAGCUUGGAAGUCAGCGAGCUCACCCGGAAAAGCUGCUGCGCCAAGGAGUGGUCCGCAAGCCACAGCCACGAUGGGGACAGAAGCCGGCGACGCACAGGCAGAAUCGUGCCCGAGGGCGAACUUCUCCUGCAGGCCUUGAAUGGUUUUGUGCUGGUGGUUACUUCUGAGGGGCUAAUUUUUUACUCCUCUCACACUAUCCAGGACUACCUGGGAUUCCAUCAGACAGAUGUUUUACAUCAGAGUGUCUUUGAACUGAUCCACACAGAAGACCAACCCGAAUUCAGGCGCAAUCUUCGCUGGAGGCUAACAUCAACUCCCAAACCUGAAAGUGAUCAGUCCUGCUUGGGUGAAACAACUUCCUCCAGCCCAUCUGUUGGCAGUGACAGAGCAGAAGAACUUCCCCCAGAGAACUCAGCUCUCCUUGAACGGAGUUUUGUCUGCCGCUUCCGCUGCCUGCUUGAUAACUCGUCAGGGUUCCGGGCUUUAAGCCUUCAAGGCAGGUUGAAGCCUCUCCAUGGGCAGAACCACCGCACUGAGGAUGGCUCUCCGGUGCCCCCGCAGCUGGCCCUCUUUGCCAUCUCUACUCCGCUGCAACCUCCCUCCAUUCUGGAGAUCAGAACCAAAACACUGACCUUCCGGACCAAGCACAAGCUGGAUUUCACCCCUGUGGCCUGCGAUGCCAAAGGGAAGCUUGUGCUGGGAUACACAGAAGCCGAACUGCGCAUGCGAGGGACUGGCUAUCAGUUUGUCCAUGUUGCUGAUAUGCUCUACUGUGCUGAGAACCACCUUCGAAUGAUGAGAACGGGAGAAAGUGGCUUGACAGUAUUUCGUCUUCUGACCAAAGAAAAUCGUUGGCGUUGGGUCCAGUCUAAUGCCAGGCUUGUCUACAGAAAUGGCAAACCUGAUUACAUCAUUGCCACCCAAAGGCCUCUUGUGGAUGAAGAAGGAGGAGAGCACCUUCAAAAAAGAUCCCUCCACCAUCCUUUUACCUUUGCUACUGGGGAAGCACUUCUGUACCAAGUCACCCACCCAGAUCCUGGUUUUCCUGAUCCUUUCCGAACUGAAGGAAAAAUUCCCAAAUUCAAAAAAUCUACUAAAGGAGAAAGGAGCCAGAUAGAUCUCCCAGCUCCUAAUUCAUUGCUUGGUGCCAUGAUGCAACAGGAUGUGACCAUCAAUGUGUCACAUGCAGCAGUGACUCCAGAACCUAGCUUCAGCGGUGGCAUCUUCAGUCAGAUUAAAGAACCUUUAGUGAAUAGGGUAGCAGGAGACAACCUGGAGGGAUCUUCAAAGAUGAUUUCUUCUGAGGUUGAGCAUAAAGAACUACUUGAUUUGAGUCAAGGAACUGCCCUUCUAGCUACCCUUGAUUCCUUCUCUCUUGACUGUGAUGAGAAUUGCUCCAACAAAGAGCUCUUGGGUGCCCUUGAAAACCUGGGGCUUAAUGCUGAGGAGCUGGAGCUACUUUUGCUUGAUGAGUGGAGGGUGAGGGGGGGAGAGAAUCCAGGCUCUAGUCCAUCUCUUAAUGAUAUCUUAGCAAACAGGGAGAUCUUGUCCCAUGUACACGAUUCCCUCCUGAAUAAACACGAGGAUGAACAAGAUGGGGAUUCCCAGACUUCCUUGAAAGCUCACUCUUUAUCUGGCCUAAGCCAAGAAUCUGAAGUCAACAAUUCUCAUAUGGCACAUCAGUAUCCACUUCAUUUAUCCCAAGAACCCCAACCCAACCAGUUAGCCCAAAUAUUGUGCCUUCCAAAGACAAUGCAUCACCAUGGUGUAAGCCAGAAGCAUCUGAAUCACCUUCCUUGGGAGUCUAGCCCAUCCCAGUCUGUGAAAAAUGAGAUGCAAAACCAGAACAGAGGAGAUCCAUGGCGGCUGUUAUCAGUUACAUCUCAGAAUCUAUCUGCUCAUUUCUCACAGUUACCUGCAGAUGUCCAACAGCAAUGUUUACAGUGGUCACCACCCAACAGUUCAGGCCUUCUGAGCCCAUCCUUUCCCUAUCAUUCUUUAGAGAAUUCCUGCCAGCCCAGACAAAGUGGGCAGCAGUUGGAGAAUCAUUUGCGACCACAACAUGGAGAUCACCAACUCCUAUUUCGGCAUCAUCUCCCAAACCAGGUUCACAUUCAAACACAGCAAUUUAAUGGCCAGGAACCCUCAGAAUCAGGGACUCUCCUACAAUCUACCACUGACCAAAGCUUACUCAUGAAUAGUAUCCAGAGCCUUGAUUCACCCAAUCAACUAAUUCUAGGUGGCAACCCAUGGCCAAACCGUGCCUCCGGGAUUCAGCACCCAACUAAAACAAAGCUUCUGAGCCAAGUGGGGAAUAAUCCUGGUUCACAGGUCUACUCAAGAAAUACUCAACGAGAUUCUACCAUGUCCCAGGCCCAGGCCAAUCAGAAAAUAUUAGACUACAUGGACAUUGGCAGUAGUCAUGGGACUGGAGCUGAGAUGGUGCCUGGACAAAGGUUCUUACCACCUUGCACAUGUCACCCUAUGCCUCUAAAACCUUCUGCACCCAUUUCUUCAGAGGUUAAGUUUCCAUUUCAGAAUUUCACUUCUGAUCAUUUUAUUAAUGGAGAUGGGUGCCAAGAGAUAUUGAUUCCUUUUGUCCGGGCUCUGGUAUUUCCCUUACUGAAGGAGAACAUGGGUUUGGGGAAUCUGAAACUGGAUGAAUCUUAA
Monodelphis domestica (gray short-tailed opossum) is the source of this 3121-nucleotide messenger RNA. Lineage: Eukaryota; Metazoa; Chordata; Mammalia; Didelphimorphia; Didelphidae. The record is from RefSeq and is a predicted model, not a curated record.